UGCGUGCUCCGCCUCGUCCAUUCUUGCCUCGGUCUUAUAUCCGGUCUAUUAUAUUUCAACUCUCUAAUCUAUCCUGAAACAAAGCCUUCUUAAUAUAUGAAUGAGACAGACCAGAAGAAAAUUAAAGCGCUUACGUCGACAUCCUCCGGCUGAGAAAAGUCUGUGCUGUCGUCCGACGCGCGUGAAUCCGCCGUUGAACCGCGGAGUUCCUGCGUUUGUCUUGACACAUGGUGAAUACGAUGAUUCCCAUUUAUCCACACGACGAUUCCUCACUCACAUGCUGCCGAAUGUCGAAUUAAUGAUACAGAAACGACAAGAACGUGACGGUGACAGGUCGUAUGUUGGCGACGCCGUUGCUGUGGCAACCGCUAGGUUACGCACAUGCAGCCCGCGUUCACUCGGCUGA
This is a messenger RNA of Vollenhovia emeryi, 406 nucleotides long. RefSeq lists its product as uncharacterized. Bases 101 to 406 code for a protein of 101 amino acids. The record is from RefSeq and is a predicted model, not a curated record. The transcript has 3 exons. NCBI's taxonomy places the organism in Eukaryota, Metazoa, Arthropoda, Insecta, Hymenoptera, Formicidae.